This is a messenger RNA of Etheostoma spectabile (orangethroat darter), 6939 nucleotides long. It is a transcript of the gene magi3a, whose product is annotated as membrane associated guanylate kinase, WW and PDZ domain containing 3a. Gene Ontology annotation, cellular component: cytoplasm; cell-cell junction. The transcript has 21 exons. Gene Ontology annotation, biological process: signal transduction. Lineage: Eukaryota; Metazoa; Chordata; Actinopteri; Perciformes; Percidae. The record is from RefSeq and is a predicted model, not a curated record. The coding region runs from base 802 to 5283 and encodes 1493 amino acids. Gene Ontology annotation, molecular function: protein binding.
AAGAUCAAAAAGUUAUGGAGUGCAGCCUAAUCGGAUCACGUCUGUUGUAUGGUGCUGCGUAGUAUUUUUUUUUUAUAGAAUAAAUCCCCACAGUGGCUCUGGAAAGGCGAGGGAGAGCCCAGAGCGUGUAGCGGAGAAGAAGAAGCAGGGCUUCUGUGUGGGAAGGCUCGGAUAACCGCCCGGUUCAGAGGAGGGCCAGGUAUGUUUUUCCGUUUCCAGGGACUGCCUUUGCUGAUGUCACCGCGGAGGAGGGCAGGAGAGGCGGACAGGUGCGCAGAGGAAAGUUGGCUCCGGUAGACUCGGACGAAGAGCUGUCACUGAGCCGAGAACUACUCAACUGUUUUUGAAGUUUUUCCGUAUUCUUUUUAAGAAGUUAUCUUUUCUGUGCAGUCGGUUUGGCAUUUUCUGAAGUCUUGAGUGGAAUACGUGUAGCCUAGCACGCUUUUUUAACUGGAAGGUUCGCUCACACGGUCCGUCCCGCGCUGUAAUACCGGGGGUUGACUGCGUGGAGGAAGCUGCUAAUUGUAUUGGAAGUGCACAUUGCUGCGGACUGGGUGUGUGGGCUCGAGACGCCUCAGCAUCAGAACCAGCACUUUCCGCUUCAAUGCGACACUGACGCAGCUCCUCUUGCAUCCCAGUCGCAGACUAGGUGAUGCUCGAGUAAUUCAAUGGAAGAAUUGUUCAUCAACAGAGGGAGUUUAAUCUAAAAAAAAAAAAAACCCCGAAACAUUUGUUUUCCCUGGAAUGGAAUACAACACAAGGAAUUAGCCUCAACUUCUCUUGAUCUGCAAUGAUUUUCCCAUGCGUCAUUGCGUUUUAGGAGCAGAAGCGCGGGUCUUUGCGUUGAAGGACAAUCGUUCUUGGACCCCCCCCUCCCCAGGUUCACAAGAGCUACUAACAAUGUCCAAGACACUGAAGAAGAAGAAGCACUGGUCCACUAAAGUACAGGAGUGCACCGUGUCGUGGAGUGGUUCCGGGGAGUUGUCCACGGUAGUUGAGGUGCGAGGCGGCGCUGAGCUGGGAGAGUUCCCCCACGUCGGACACACAGUUUCGGAGGCGAUGGUUUGUCACGCCGGGAGGUUUCCCUGCAGCGGCGACGUGCUGCUGGAGGUGAACGGCACGCCAGUGAGCGGACUCACCAACCGAGACACACUGGCUGUCAUCCGCCACUUUCGGGAGCCCAUCCGCCUUAAGACCGUGAAACCAGGUAAGGUGUUGAACACAGAUUUGCGUCACUACCUCAGCCUUCAGUUUCAGAAGGGCUCCCUGGACCACAAGCUCCAGCAGGUGAUCAGGGACAACCUGUACCUGCGCACCAUUCCCUGUACCACCCGGCAGCCCAGAGAGGGGGAAGUUCCUGGAGUGGACUACAAUUUCAUCAGCGUGGGGGAGUUCCGUGACCUGGAAGAAAGCGGACUGCUGCUAGAAAGUGGAACCUAUGAUGGAAACUACUACGGGACCCCUAAGCCCCCUGCAGAGCCCAGCCCCGUGCAGCCGGACUUGGUGGACCAGGUUCUGUUUGAUGAAGAGUUCGACACGGAGGUCCAGCGAAAACGCACAACCUCUGUCAGUAAGAUGGACAGAAAGGACAGCGCCGCGCCAGAGGAGGAAGACGAAGAGGAGAGGCCUCCAAUGGCCAACGGCCUGGCUGAGCACAAGGACAAGGCAGAUUGGCGGAAGACGGUGCCCAGCUACAACCAGUCAGCCGGCGCCAUGGACUUGCGUGUGUGGAAUACGCAGGAUGAGAGUCAAGAGUCCUUGCCUAAAAACUGGGAGAUGGCUUACACAGAGACCGGCAUGGUCUAUUUCAUAGAUCACAACAGCAAGACCACUACUUGGCUGGACCCACGCCUUGCCAAGAAGGCAAAGCCUCCUGAGAAAUGCGAGGAAGGAGAGCUGCCCUACGGCUGGGAGAAGAUUGUGGACCCCCAGUACGGCACCUACUACGUAGACCACAUCAAUCAGAAGACCCAGUUUGAGAAUCCAGUACAGGAAGCUAAGAGAAAGUUCAGCGUCGACACGCCCACUGCAGUACUGCCACCGGCAGCCACGCCCUCAGCAGAGGAGCCCGCUAGGGGAGUGCGAGGUUUCACGCGAGACCCGUCUCAGCUGCAGGGCUCCAUCCUGCAGACAGCACUACGAAAAAGUCCCCAGGGCUUUGGGUUCACCAUCAUCGGAGGAGACCGACCCGAUGAGUUCCUUCAGGUCAAAAAUGUCCUUCCAGAUGGACCUGCCGCACAUGACAACAAGAUCGCCUCAGGUGAUGUGAUUGUGGACAUCAACGGGGCAUGUGUGCUGGGGAAGACUCACGCCGAUGUGGUGCAGAUGUUCCAGUCCGUCCCCAUCAACCAGUACGUAGACAUGGUCCUGUGCCGGGGCUACCCUCUGCCCGAGGACUCCAGCAGCAGCGAGGAGGCCUCCGGAGGCCUCUCCACCUCCAUGGACACUUCCCCUUCCCCCUCUACGUCCAUUUCACAGGACCCCCAGUACACUGUCCCAGACGGAGGCACCCUCUCCAGGCAGACCGCUGCGGUACCGCCCAUGACCAAUGGCGGACGCCACCACCACCACCACCACCACCAUGUUCCUCACGUUGCCAACCUAGAAGGCCCUGACCCCACUCUGCUGCAGCCGGAGCUGGUGAGUGUCCCCUUGGUAAAAGGCCCCGGAGGUUUUGGCUUCGCCAUCGCAGAUUGCCCCCUGGGCCAAAAGGUGAAGAUGAUCCUGGAUGCCCAGUGGUGCCGCGGCCUGCUGAAGGGCGACGUGAUCAAGGAGAUCAACAGGCAGAACGUCCAGACGCUGAGCCACUCGCAGGUGGUGGACAUCCUCAAAGACCUGCCCGUGGGCAGCGAGGUCAGCGUGCUGGUGCUCCGGGGAGGUCAGACAUCUCCUGUGAAAUCCCUAAAACCAUGCACAGCUCCCAUGUCCCAGGCCUCAUCCCAGCCUGCUCCUCAACAGGCGUCCCAGCAGCUGUCCCAUGCAUCGCCCCAGUCCAUCGUCCAGCCGCAGCGACAGGAGACGGUUAACAGCACAGAGGCCCUCGGGCAGGCCGAGGUGGCCCCCAACCCGCUCCCUUUCUCUGGCAACACGCUGCGCUCGUCUUCACCCAAACCGGACGCGUCGGAGCUCUACCUCAAGUCCAGGGCCUUGUUGGAAAGCAAGCCUCCUAAUACCAAGGAUCUGGACGUGUUCAUCAAACGGAACCAGGAGUCAGGCUUUGGCUUCAGAGUCCUCGGAGGCGAGGGCCCGGAUCAGCCGGUGUACAUUGGUGCCAUCGUGCCACUCGGAGCGGCUGAGAAGGAUGGGCGCCUGCGGGCGGGGGAUGAGCUGCUGUGUAUAGACGGCGUGCCCGUCAAGGGCAAAUCCCACAAACAAGUGCUGGAGCUGAUGACCAACGCCGCCCGAAACGGCCAAGUCAUGCUCACAGUCCGCAGGAAGCUGACACACGCAGGUGAUUGUGAAGAGGAGGAGAGCAGUCAGCAGCCCCAGCACGUAGCCUCCGCCCUGGUCAACAGCUCUCCCAAGAUGCCUCGGGGCGAGGUUGCCAACGUCGUCCAGCCCGCCCGGCCAGAGUGCUUUGAUGUCACUCUGCAGCGCAAAGACAACGAGGGCUUUGGCUUUGUCAUCCUCACGUCAAAGAACAAGCCCCCACCUGGAGUUAUACCUCACAAGAUCGGCCGUAUCAUCGAGGGCAGCCCUACAGACCGCAUAGGUCAGAUGAAGGUGGGAGACCGUAUCUCUGCUGUCAACGGCCGCUCCAUCAUGGAGCUGUCGCACAACGACAUCGUCCAGCUCAUCAAGGACGCCGGCAACUCUGUCACCCUCACCGUUGUGCCUGAAGAUGACAGCGCUCCUCCAUCUGGAACCAAUUCAGCCAAGCAGAGCCCGUCGGCACAACACAGAGCUAUGGGCCAACAGCCUCCCAGCUAUUCAGACAGGAACGGGGACACGGAGAUCAGGAACUCAUUCCCACCAAGAGAGACGGGAACACUCAUGUCGGGCUCUAAGCAGGGCUGUUUGGUGGUGGAGCUGGACCGCAGCCAGCGGGGCUUCGGCUUCAGUCUGAGAGGAGGGAAGGAGUACAACAUGGGCCUGUUCAUCCUGCGACUGGCAGAGGACGGACCUGCUCUGAAAGACGGCAGGAUACACGUUGGCGAUCAGAUAGUGGAGAUCAACGGCGAGGCCACGCAGGGCAUCACACACACUCGUGCAAUUGAACUGAUCCAAGCAGGAGGCAGUAAAGUUCAUCUGCUGCUUCGACCCGGCCAGGGCCUGGUCCCGGAUCACAGUUCAAAGGACAAAGUAACCAUUCCAACCUCAAGCUUUCCCAGACUCUCGGUAUCUGACGGGCAGUCGGCUCCAGCCUCUCCAUCCUCUGUCACCCUCUCUGCCUCGGAACUGUCUCCAUCUUCACCCAAAACAACCGCCCCUGAGGAGUUCUCCAGGGGGGAUCCCAGGGUGCCGGGUUCCCCUGGCGGUGGGCAGGAGCAUGCUAGGCAGGCUAACAGAUCAAGAGGACAACAGCUCUCUCACCAGAACCAGAAGCGCACCACCAGUCCCAGCACCCACACCAGAAAAACAAGCAGGAGUGACUCCAAGCCCUCUAGUCCCAUGCGAGCAUCUGAAGGUAGGCCAGAUCACCAAGAGCGCUCUCAGAGCCCCAGGAAAACCGAGCAACGCCACGGCGGAUCCUUGGAGGAUAUGGGGAAAGACAGAAAACCCCAAGGGCAGCAGAGAGACCACCGCUCCUCUAGCCCCAGGAAGAGCUCCAAGAGGGAGCCGGACCCCGCUGUGGCUCUGAAAAACCUGGAGGAGCCCCAGAGCCCCCGGCGUCCAGCUGGCCAGCAACCCAGCGCUGCCUCUGGAGAAGGCAAAGACUGGAGGUACAAGGAGGAGGAUGCGGCCUCCUGGCAGGAGAGCGGAGACAAAAGCUCGGGGACUGGUGAACGCAAGAAGAGCAAAAGGGCCGAGCAAGAGGCAGCGGCACAGAAAUCCCACUCCCAGACUCACAGGGAGAGGGCAGGUCCGGAUGCCGAUAGUGGCACCCUGAGCCGGAGGAGUAGAAGGGAGAAGGGGGAUAAGGAACGUCAGGAAAGCAAGUAUCAUGGGCCACCUGAAGAAGGGAACAGAAAGGAUCCCAGAGGUUCAAGCAGUAGCAUUCAGGACCCCAGCUGCAACGGGACCACCACCAGCAAGAAGGCUCCCAUCACCCCCGGUCCGUGGAAAGUUCCCAGUUCUGCAAAGAUCCAGUCCCAGGCGGACACAACCUACGCAGAUAUCUGAUACCCAUCCAGGACUCUCUGCGACCCUUAAGAAAAUGCUGAGCCACUAAAAGAUGUACUUUUGAGGAUGGAAGGAUUUUUAUUUUGUAACACUCACAGACAAAGCAAAUCACUGUGUAACCAGCAACAUGGCUUCUCAUUGCUUCGGAUUUUUUCUUUUUUUUUAAAACUUUUUUCACCCAGUUUGCCUCGGUCAGUUGGCAUCCAGCUGCUGACAGGAGUGUUUGUACCGUGCGAAGAUGCGCGGACGUGCGUGUAACAGGUUGGUUCUGAGGGAGAUUUUUUUGGGAUGUUGCACUGAAGUCUAUUUUGUGCCAAUCAGAGACUCCAGUUAUGAAGAAGCUGCUCCGUAUUGCACUCACUGUGAAGACCGUUUGUGGGUAAUGAGAUGUACUGCUCUCCCUGUCUACCCGCCUCGAUGAAGGAUCCCCACUUUUAUUUUUUGUCACUUUAAAGUUCUGAGACAGUCACUCCGCUUUUCUUCCUCGGCCAGAUUGAUUCACCGCCGCUGUCGCUAGAAAGUGAGGCUGCUGAGUUUCUCUUGAGGGUGAAACAGUGUCUUCUACUGUCUGGUUUUUCUUUUUCAAGAGCUAGACUAGAAUUGUGAACUGUAUGGGUGACUGUAUUCGUGCACAUUAAACCUGAUAUCAUUAGCCUAUCAGAGGGUAGACAGACUACCCCGGAGCUUUAUAUGCAUCAAUCAGCAGACCAGAUACUUGUGGUUAUAGUUCUAAUGUUUGUUACAUGUGUGUUAAUAUUAAAAAAAACAUAGUGUAAUUUAUUGAAAUUAUAUGUGAGCAAAAACUGUUAGUACACAUAUCCAUGUUGAGUCAUUUCACUUUUGAUGUGGACUUAAAGGACCAUUACGGCAAAAACUGAACCUAGGGGUUAAUAACACAUGGGUACCAAGUCGACCGUUCUCUGGAAUAAGUUUUCAUGCUAAUCGAAUGUGACCAGUAUUAGCGCAAACCGCUAAUUAGCUUGUAGAGCUAGUAGCCGGGGCAUUGGUAGAGUAAAAAGAAAUAACUAUAUCUAUAGCACUAACAAGGCUCAAAAUAGCACCACACUUCCAUGGUAGCAUGAUGAGGGUCCCGGCCUGUAAACCCAAGCAUUCAGACGGCGUUUGUUGGCGUUACUUUACCCGUGCCCCGACUACUAGCGUCACAAGCUAAUUAGCGGUUUGCGUUAAAACUGGUCACAUUCGAUUAGCAUGAAAACAAAUCCCAGAGAAUGGUCGACUUGCUACCCAUGUGUUAUUAACCCCUGAGUUCCUUUUGCACCGGAAUUGUCCUUUACUGCUGAAAAUAGAAUGUGUAGAUAAGCCCAAUCAUCUAAAACAAUAACACUAUGAAAUCUAUGCAUUCUAUUUCUAAGCUCGAGCCUGAUUCAUGAUGUUGUCUACUGUUAGCAGCUCUGUAUUUUAGAUCCUCCGGCUAUGUGUGUAUGUAGGCCUGUGUCUUUUUAGAUAACGCAUAUGUAGCAUCGACUGUACUUAAUCCAAAACAUAUAUUAUUUAACAAAAUGACUACGCAUAUAUUGACACAUACUUUAGAUGAGUAACAUAGCUUGAUUGUAAGAAGUGAGACCUCUGCCUUCAACUUAAAUGAAAACUUUAAGAGAUAUUUGUAUUUUUCUGAUCACAGAUGUAGGCACAAAA